GGACUUAAACAGCAAUUAUGUUUUUCCUACCCCGUUUAAACCCUCCGAAACCCUUCUUCCAGCUCAAAGCCCCAAUUCUCGACCAUCCUCCAUCUCUGUUCAUCUCUUGAAGCAAAUAAUCAUUAACGAACAACUGAAACCACGUAUUUGGUUGGGUUUUAAGAAAAAAUUAUAAGAUUGAGGAAUUUUGCAUAUUUGGAGACAUUGAAUCGUUUGGUAUUAACCCUUUCUGUGGGGAAAAGCAAUGACUGAAGCUGGAGAUACCAAACCGAAGGAAGAAUUUCUAGAGUUUAAUAGGGAUUUUGAUGUCGAUAUAACAGGUGACAAGGAGCUAUGGCUUAUUCAUUGGCCCCUUCAUUCGACUCCCGAAAUUGAUGGACAAGCAAUCUCAUUGAAGGUUAACAACGAUGGUCUAUUGGGUACUGUUGAGAAUUCAACUGGAAAACGAUAUGAAUUGGUUAGUUACAAAUCCCAGACACCCGAAGCAACAGUAUUUUUGCCUUCCUCAUCAGGCAGCAAAAUUGUUGGGAAGAUCUCACGGGAGGUUUCUGUUGUGCAUUAUCCGGACCCAAAUGAAAUUUCAGAGCGCACGGUUAUUAAAAGAAUGGCAGAAAGGUCGGCUGCUUCUACGUUGACGAAUUCAGCGAAUCGUUACUCAACCCCCACACAGGGUACUAGGUCCAGAAGUUCAAGGCCUAGUACCUCCUCAAUGCGGAGUAGUAGAGAUAGAGCCGAAGCAUCGAGAAGGCAUGAACCAGUAAGGUCCAUUGACCUUUCUACUCAAGAUUCUGGAAAAGAACAUAGUGCUGUUACCUCCACAGGGUCAUUAGAGCAAUCUCAGGAAGGAAAAUCUAAAAAGAGAAAGAAAAAUUAGAACUUCAGUUUGCUGAUUUCAUUAGCAGAGGAAGAAAUCUUUCUGUGUUUUAUGUUGGAGGUAAUGCAAUUGUGAACAGUGAUCUACAAACAGGGUUCUUCUAGCUUUUGGUAUACUCUUGCUUGGGAUAUUAUACUAGCUUUUUCGCCCUCUCCUUCUAUGACUUCCUGUCCAAUAGCAUGUAGUAGAUCCUAGAGAUAUCAUUGUUGUUACAAAACAAUCAGUGACGAGAAGGGAUCAGUUGAUCCAGUUUUGAUGAUAUAUUAACAGGAUCUGUUUGUUUAAUUUGGUGAUGUUAUAACAAUACUGUGUACACAUUUGGAUUACUUUGUAGUUCAACUAUUCCUGUCACACCGUUUUAUCAUUAAAACACGCCUUCUUCGACCAAUCCAUAUUGUCCAAGCAGGAUCUCCUGAAACGACUUUGUAACCUGCACUUGUGUACAAGUUACGGGCACCAGAAUCAUCUUCAUAAGCUCGCAACACAAGAUAAUCAAAGCCCCAAACUGCUGCAAGAGCGUCACAAGCUUUCAGCAAUGCCGUGCCCACUUUUUGCCGCCUAGAUUAAAAUGAACACAGAGCAGCAAGUUCAUACAGGGAGAUUUACAAGGAACAUUUUCAGACUACUCAAGGAUUGUGAUGGAACCUGAAUUUGCUUAGUACAGCUAUCCCUGAAACGUAAAGGUACUCCUCUGCUCCCGGGAGAUGCCCAAGAACAUCGUUAUCCCUCAAAACUGUGACAUCAACAACGCCAACGAGGUUUUCUUCUUCAGUGCCAGAGCCAUCAUCAUCAUUCACAGGUUCCGCGACUAAACAGGCAUACCUUUACGGGUCAUCAGAUCGAAGCAAGAGAUUGGAUUAGGCAACAUUUCUGCCUUUGGUACAAAUGACAUUCUCAAUGAGCAUUAUUUACUAAUUGAUCAGGCAGCUACUUACUCCUAUGAAUAUGAUCAAGAUCAUACUUGAAGACCAUAGCCUCUAACCAAAAAAUCAUUUGGUUUAUAAACAGAUGGACCCAAAUAUUUCAUUGACUAGUGAUUAGUUACAUAAUUGCAACGAACAAAUGUGGCAUAAAAUCUCCAACAGACUAAUCAAUACCCCCUCUAGUCCUACAUAUAAGGUACCAAAUGAAACUAAAAUUAGUUCAAAUUUACCCCUUAAUAAGUAGGAGCCGGCGGAGUAUAAUGUACAAAUGCUCUUCUCACCUGUCUGAUGGAGAGUUCUUUAGUCUGUAAAGAAGCCCUGCAAGCACUUCAGCCUGUCAUCAGAGCAGUCAUACAGAUAAUCAGAGGAAGAAUCAUUUUCUUCUCCUCACAAAACGAAAAUGUGAACAAAAACAGAACAGAAAAAAUGGACUCAGAAAAAAAAAAAAAAAAAACCUGAAAGAAUUGAAAGAACAAGUCAUUGAACAGAAUCACAGGCUCAUGAAAAGCUUCGGCUUGAACUCGGGCAACUUCCCUCAUCUCUUCAUCUGUCUCAACCAUCCUCCUUACAUGCCAUCCAUGAGCAUUAGUCAGAGAACCAAACUUAUCUCCUCUGUUCGAUGUCAUCAUCAUAAGCCUUUCUUUCUUGCUGAUUCCUUCUUCAGCUUCCAACACUUCAGCAUCAUUUAGCUGACCAACUUCCUCUGCUGAUGAAGUAGCUGAAGUAGAGCAGCAGCAUUGUUGUUGCAGAGGAAAAACAGCCCUUUUUCUUCCAUUUCCAAAUGGCCCUUUAGGAUUAGUAGUGUUACUGAACAAUCUGUUAGCUGCUGAACUUUUGCAUAUCCAGUUCAGCUCAAUGAAGUCAAUGUAAUUGACAAUGUUUGAUUUGCAUUUCCAUGGCAAAAAAUUUGGACAUUUGAGUGGCAAAUGAACCAUUUUUUUCCCCCUUUAUGUUUUAACGAAAAGGAACAGUGGACUGCAAUUUUCUUCCCAAAGAAACUAAAAGCAAAAACCAAAGAAGGAAAAACAUGAUGUA
Oldenlandia corymbosa var. corymbosa is the source of this 2832-nucleotide messenger RNA. Lineage: Eukaryota; Viridiplantae; Streptophyta; Magnoliopsida; Gentianales; Rubiaceae. The record is from the annotation of a GenBank genome assembly.